AUGGAGGAGAGCUCCGGUGCUUCAGACGCUGCAAUCGAAACCCUAAGGAGCAGGGGAUGGUGCUUCGGCGACCUGGAACAAGUGAAGGCGAUGAUCAUGAUCCACUCCGCUUUGGCCGACGACACGCGUACGGUGGUGAAUUCAGUGGAAUCGGAGCUCACCAACAUGGACCUCAAAUCCAUCUCCGCCAAGUCCUUGCCCGACCCGAAUACUCUCCGCAAAUCAUCUCAUCUUCUCGGCCCUCAAGUCCUCCAGGCAAUUACACCUCUUAACUCUCUCAUAGCUUGGGUUAGAGACAUUACCAGAAGCAGUGUGGAGGAUUUUGUGAGAAAUUCAAGUAGUCGGCGUCUUUUAAAGCUUGGGCUGACAGACGGCCACAGCGAGGUAGCAGCUGUAGAGUACUCUCAUAUCCCAUCAAUCCCUGACGACGUCGUUCCUGGUACAAAGGUCCGUUUGGAAGGUAGAGCUGCUAUGCGUAAUGGAAUAGUAUGUUUGAAUCCUAAAGUUGUGACUUUGUUGGGAGGCGUUGUUCAGUCACUUUAUGAAGAAUGGCAGAUGAAUAAAAAAUAUUCAGGUUUUUCCCGCUCAUCUUUAAGGGUUUCACAGGAAAGUGACGGUAACGGCCCCCCUCCGUUUGAGAAGUUGCAAGUUGGGGUACCCAAAAGUCGGUUUCCUCAGCAGGACAAGUCUUCUUAUUACUCUGAGGUGAACUCCAAGAGCAGUGGGCCUAUUGCCAGAAACGUUGAGGUUAGGCCAAUUGGAAGGCAGCAGGACCUUCAUUUGAAAUCAAAUGACGUGGAUAACUCUGAUAAAAAGAAUGACACAGAUAACAAGCUUACGACAGAUUCCCUUGAUGAACAAACUCAAGAUAAACCUAGUAGCUCUGCAGCGAGGCCAAAAGAAGUAAUUGAAGCUGUCCCUGUUCAAAACCAAGCGGCUGCACAAAAACUCCUCCAGAAAAUGAGUCAUCAAAACCGGGAUGACAGGCAUUUAAGAGGUAGACAAUAUAGAGGAAAGGGGAGGCAAGAGGAAGAGCCUGUGGUGUUCACUUUGGAUGAAUGGGAAAAGAGGAAAGCUGGAGCAAAGCCUUCAAUAAGAAAUCCCUUUGCACAGAGCAGUCGUGACGAGGAACUUGCAAGGCAGCUCCAAAAUCAAUUUGAUUUGGAAGAUUAUAAUGUACAAAAGGGUCCUCCUCGUGAUGUGAAUGCAGAGAAUAUAAAAAUGAGCAUGUUUAACUUCCAAAGAGAUGACGACGGUGGUCGUGGAAUGGGACAUGAAGGGAGGGGAAGAGGAAGAGGAAGGGGGCGGGGGAGGAGUAGAGGUUGGGGGAGAGGGAGAGGAGGAUUUCGUUGA
Messenger RNA from Prunus armeniaca (apricot), 1353 nucleotides. NCBI's taxonomy places the organism in Eukaryota, Viridiplantae, Streptophyta, Magnoliopsida, Rosales, Rosaceae. The record is from the annotation of a GenBank genome assembly.